Messenger RNA from Gossypium raimondii (Peruvian cotton), 980 nucleotides. Its product is annotated as thaumatin-like protein. The record is from RefSeq and is a predicted model, not a curated record. NCBI's taxonomy places the organism in Eukaryota, Viridiplantae, Streptophyta, Magnoliopsida, Malvales, Malvaceae. Gene Ontology annotation, cellular component: extracellular region. Bases 108 to 842 code for a protein of 244 amino acids. The transcript has 2 exons. Gene Ontology annotation, biological process: defense response.
AUAGCGAAAAAGUGGCAGACCACUCUUUAACAUGUAGUUACUCUUUAAACCUUAGCAAAAGACCAGCAAGCAGUUUCACUUUCAUUCAUCAAAUUUCAAAAAACAAAAUGCCAAAAUCUUCUAAUCAUUUCAUCUUCUUGUUUCUUUCCUGCAUUUUCGUUUCCACAGAUGCCAUCCAACUGGUACUAGUAAACAACUGCAAAGAAACAAUAUGGCCAGGAAUCCUCGGCGGCGCCGGCCACGAAACACCCCGAGGCGGCGGCUUCCCUCUCAACUGCGGCGAACAAACAACCCUCGAACUCCCUGAAAGAUGGUCGGGUCGAAUCUGGCCUAGACAAGGUUGCUGUUUCGACGAAACCGGAAAAGGCUCAUGUCAAACAGGUGAUUGUUCAGGCCUUUUACAAUGCCAAGGCAUCGGCGGAAAUCCACCGGCAACGCUCGUUGAAAUGACACUCGGUGGUCCAACAUCGGGUCUACAUUACUACGACGUGAGCUUAGUCGAUGGAUUCAAUGUCCCCGUCUCAAUGGUCCCUAUAGGUGGUGGCGUUGGGUGUGGAGUAGCCGCCUGUGAGACUGAUUUAAACGUUUGUUGCCCGGCGGCAUUGGUGGUGAAGAAAGAAGGGAAAGUGGUGGGGUGUAAGAGUGCAUGUUUAGCUGCUAAAACCGAUAGGUAUUGUUGCACCGGUGAGUUUGGGGAUCCAAAAAGCUGUAAGCCCACCAUUUUUGCUCAUCUUUUUAAAGCUAUUUGUCCAAGAGCUUAUAGCUACGCUUUUGAUGAUGCUUCAAGUCUUAAAACUUGUAGGGCUCCUAGGUAUCUCAUUACCUUUUGUCCUCCAAACUGAUGUGGUUUCAUUGUUGAGAUCAUUGGGUUUCUAUUAUGGUUUGAGGUUUUUUCCUUAUGUUAUUAGUAAAUUGUUGCUUUAAUUGUAUGUUUUUUAAUUGAUUUCAUGGUAGCUAUGAUGGUAUCUUUUUCUUGUGUA